Lepus europaeus (European hare) is the source of this 1515-nucleotide messenger RNA. Its product is annotated as testin-like. The transcript has a single exon. The record is from RefSeq and is a predicted model, not a curated record. Lineage: Eukaryota; Metazoa; Chordata; Mammalia; Lagomorpha; Leporidae. Bases 115 to 1380 code for a protein of 421 amino acids. Gene Ontology annotation, molecular function: zinc ion binding.
CGGCGGCGCCGGAGUCCCGGCCGAUCCCGCAGUGCCGGGGGCGGAGCGGAGGCCACCUGAGCCUGGACGUGAGAUCCUGGACAGGAGGAGGACGCCCCCUCUUGACCCACAAACAUGGACCUGGACGCCAAGAUGAAGAAGAUGGGCUUAGGUCACGAGCAAGGAUUUGGAGCACCCUGUUUAAAAUGCAAAGACAAAUGUGAAGGAUUUGAACUGCACUUCUGGAGAAAAAUAUGUCGUAACUGCAAGUGUGGCCAAGAAGAACAUGACGUCCUCUUAAGCAAUGAAGAGGACAGAAAAGUGGGGCGACUUUUUGAAGACACCAAGUAUACCACUCUGAUCGCAAAGCUAAAGACGGAUGGAAUUCCCAUGUAUGAACGCAAUGUUAUGAUACUGACCAAUCCAGUUGCUGCCAAGAAGAAUGUCUCCAUCAACACAGUCACCUAUGAAUGGGCUCCUCCUGUCCAGAACCAGGCACUGGCCAGACAGUACAUGCAGAUGCUGCCCAAGGAGAAACAGCCAGUGGCAGGCUCGGAAGGGGCACAGUACCGAAAGAAGCAGCUGGCAAAGCAGCUCCCCGCACAUGACCAGGACCCUUCCAAGUGCCAUGAGUUAUCUCCCAAAGAGGUGAAGGAGAUGGAGCAGUUUGUGAAGAAAUACAAGAGUGAGGCACUGGGCGUAGGAGGUGUGAAACUUCCCUAUGAGAUGGGUAGUCCCAGCCCCGACAAACUCUACAUCCCUGCGGGGGACAGAAGCACCCCGGCAGCCAUGGGGCCCAUGGAGAACAAAUCUGCCGAGUACAAAGGAACUCAGUAUUUCUGCUAUUGCUGCAAGCUGAGCAUGAAGGAGGGCGACCCCGCCAUCUAUGCUGAGAGGGCCGGCUACGAUAAACUGUGGCACCCAGCGUGUUUUGUCUGCAGCACUUGCUCUGAACUGCUGGUCGACAUGAUUUAUUUCUGGAAGAACGGGAAGCUGUUCUGCGGCAGACACUACUGUGACAGCGAGAAACCCCGAUGUGCCGGCUGUGAUGAGCUGAUAUUCAGCAAUGAGUAUACCCAGGCAGAAAACCAGAAUUGGCAUCUGAAACACUUCUGCUGCUUUGACUGUGACAACAUCCUGGCUGGCGAAAUAUACGUGAUGGUCAAUGACAAGCCUGUGUGCAAGCCCUGCUACGUGAAGAACCACGCUGUGGUGUGUCAGGGAUGCCACAAUGCCAUCGACCCAGAAGUGCAGCGGGUAACCUACAACGAUUUCAGCUGGCAUGCCUCCACACAGUGCUUUCUGUGUUCCUGUUGCAGCAAGUGUCUCAUUGGGCAGAAGUUCAUGCCAGUAGAGGGCAUGGUUUUCUGUUCAGUGGAGUGCAAGAAGAUGAUGUCUUAAAAUAAGAGCACCAAGCAGUAUUGAGCCAUGAUCUGUCCAAGUUGGUAUGCAUUUCUACUGUAAAGUGCAAUUUGAGAAAAAAAAAAAUAAAAGGAAAAGAAACAGUAAAGGAAACCAGGAGAUUUUGUUCAAUAU